CCCUCCAAAAUUCUUCUUUUUUAAGAGGAGAACCCAACCAAGACCAGACGAAGAGCACAGGACAGAGAGGACGCCUCUCUCUCUCUCUCUCUCUCUCUCACGCAGCGGCAUUAAUGGAUUCCGCAGCCGCGGCCGCCUCCCACCCUCGCCUCCUCCCCGCCUCGGCAACCCUAAUGUGAAGCCCUCCUCGCGCCUCGCACGGAUCCUCCUCCGCGGCGAAAAAUUUGCUCGAGGUGUUCGUGGAGGGGGGGGGGGGGGGGGGAUCGCGGCUUUGGGAGCUCCCGGGCGAGGCACGGCCCAAUGCGGCUCGAUCCGGAUUCGUCUGCUCAGCGAUUCGGCUCGGAUUGGGCGCUGGUUUGGUGAAUCCCGCGCCGUUGACCCGCGCUGCCCCGGAAAGAGUGAGGAGAGAUGGAUGUGGAGAAAGCUGCUUCAAAGGGGCAUGGAUUUUUUGGCCUGCUUGAUUGGGGUAAGAAGUCUAAGAAGCGGCUAUUCAGCGGAAGCGGGAGCAGUUCUCCGAUUUCAAGGAAUACUGGAGGUGAGAAGGAAGUUGAUGGUGGUACACGAAGUACACGGUCGAAUUCGAUCCUCGAAGAUGCGUCGAGCUUGAAGGAAAGCAGUGAGCAUAGUUGCUCGUCUUCAGUAAUUGAUGAAGAAGCUCAGGCGAGGAGGUGUCCCACUGUUGUGGCUAGGCUUAUGGGUUUAGAUUCCAUGCCUGCAAAAAGCUCAUCCGAAUCAAAUCCCAUGCCAUUAACUGUGCAACCAUCCUUACAAACCAACAGCCAUGACGAUUUGAUGGGCAGAAGUUAUGUUGGUAGUCCCCAUAAGAUGCCGGGUAGUCCUAUUGAUCGGUUUAAAAUGGAAGCAUUGCCUCCAAGAUAUGCCAAGAGGGCACUAUCUGUUGCACGAUAUAAGUUAUUGUCUCCCAUGAAUAACCCUAAUCAUAUAUCUGGCAGAAAUGCAGCUGAUAUAAUGGAGGCAGCAUCUAGGAUCAUUAGGCCUGGAGUUGAAAAUAACAGUUCUUAUGGAGUUCAUGAUGUUGGGCGCUCAAAUGCUGCGCGUGCCUACAACCCAAGAGAGAUCAUAGGAGUCCAACAAAGAUCACAGAAGCUUAAUGAAGAACUGAGGAAGCGUGAUGGUUCUGCAUCUUCUAGGCCACCAAGUGGAAAACCUUUGGAUGGAAGGUUGAAAAGUUCAGAGAGCACCUCAUCUUCCAGGAUCUCACAGUCAAAUGAAUGUGCUCCAGUUGGUCCAAAGGUCAAGGCCAGCAAUAGAUCAUCAAAUGUUGUUCGAGCUAUGUAUGCCCAAGGAAAAAAAGAUAUAAGAAAAGGCGGCAGAAAACUUGAAACUCGCAGUAGGAACCCUGAAAAUAGCACGGUGGGGAGAAAUGGGUUGAACCAAAGAAAGGAUAAUAAUCGAAUGGGUGCAGCAAGUUCUUCCAAUGUGGUUGUGCCGAACAACAGAAAGCAGAAUACUAUGGUCAUUAAACACAAGGUGAAUUCAAACCCAGCAACACCCAGCCGGCAACGAAGCAAUGUUCAUCAAAUACAUACAUCAGCCAGAAAGGUUGGGGCUGCUAGCACAUUCGCUGGAAACAAUACUCAAGGUAACAGAAAGGUGGACUUGGAGCCAACCAGUCAUGCAAAUACAAGAAUUCAUUCUACAGCCAAAACGAUCCCCAAGCCAAGAAGGUUACAAGACAGGAGGAUGUACUCCGAUAAAAGCCAGUCAACUGAUAGCGUAAUUUCUGACAGAAGCCAAAGGCGGAUUCGGCACAACAUUGUGAUAGAUGAGCAAUCAUCUUUUUCAACGAACAAAAAGAAAAUUAGCACUGAGAUUGUUUCAUUCACAUUUACCUCACCAGUCGACAAAUCAUUAGAUGGCUCCCACCCUCCCAAUCAUUCAGUUGAAAAAGAGUUUAUAGAGAAUCUAAAUGCUGUGUCAACUUCAAGUAAUACACCGAACACUAAACUUGAUGUCAUUGAUGGUGAUUAUUUGGGGCUUCUGUUGGAGCAAAAAUUGAGAGAAUUGACUUCAGGGGUGAGAUCACCCUAUUCUAAGCCAGCCAAAGGUGUUCGAGUAUACGCCCCUCAACCAGUUUUUGAAGAUACGGCAUCUGCAUGUGAAACAUCUAGCAUUGCUUCUACUGAUUAUGAUGGGGAGUCAUUACAGUCUGUCAGGGAUGGAAAAAACACUCUCCCCCGGACAGACCGUGCUACAAAAAUUAGCCAGCAGUCAUCGCAAUCUGCAAAGUAUGAUAAUGAUGCCGCGGAGCUAGAGCAUCUUCGUCUAAGCUCUCUUUCGACAUGGGAAGCUUCUCUUUCGACUGAAACCUGCAGCUCAUCAGAGAGCUGGAGAAGUGCAAACGGAACCAGAUUAUUUAGUUCAACAGAAGGAGCAACAACUUCUGAUUCUACACACUUCAACAAAUUUCUAGAAGUGGAAGCUUUGUCAGAGUAUUCUGACACAGCCUCCUCAAUCACAGUGACUACAUCAGAAAUCCCCCGAUCAGAAAGCAGCAGCUCAUGUCAUAUGGACUAUAGACAGGAGGUGGAGUUUAUAAGAGAAAUUUUGAAUGCUGCCUCUCCAAUUGGUCACAUUUUCUCUUGUUUGGAGCGGUUUGGUAAUUCGGAAAUUCUGGAUCCACAUCUGUUGGAACUAUUAAAUGGCAAUAUUAGGCUGUUAGUUGGUGAAGAGGACAAAGCUUUCAGAUUGAGGCGGAGGCUGCUCUUUGACUGUAUAAAUGAAUUAUUGAGUGUGAAAUGUGCAUACUACUUCAACGCUGGCUAUAGCUCAUGGUUUAUGGGAAUGGCAGUUCUGCAGAACCUCUCAGCAGAUGAAAUCCAUCGAGAGAUGACUGGUCUGAAGGUUGCUGAGGAGUGGAUGGUAGAUGAACUUGUCUACAGAGAAAUGAGUAGUCCUAUGGGGAGUUGGGUUGAUUUCAAGAUGGAAUCAUACCAAGUUGGCGGAGACAUAGCGAUGGAGUUGCUAGGUUCCUUGGUUGAUGAAAUUGUCGCUGAUCUUUUGACUGGCUCGUUUUUGUAGCAGGUGUUGAUCCCCUCACUAACGAUACCAGUUGACACAAGGGUUUUGUUCCAUGUGUUGUCUUAUAUUUGUAUAUUGGUAGCGUUGCUCAUGCAAUUGUGUAGUGUUCUUAAGAGUGGAAUAUCGCUAACCUACUCAUUAUCUGAUGAUUGGUCAAUGUCUGCAUGAGUAAAACAUUAUUGGCCUGUUUUGUGGACAAUUUGGGCAGUUGUGGGUGAAAAUGAUUAUCAGCCUCAUUUUGGGUAAA
This is a messenger RNA of Phragmites australis (common reed), 3289 nucleotides long. RefSeq lists its product as uncharacterized. Bases 409 to 3042 code for a protein of 877 amino acids. The transcript has 6 exons. Lineage: Eukaryota; Viridiplantae; Streptophyta; Magnoliopsida; Poales; Poaceae. The record is from RefSeq and is a predicted model, not a curated record.